This is a messenger RNA of Fusarium coffeatum, 822 nucleotides long. RefSeq lists its product as uncharacterized. The record is from RefSeq and is a predicted model, not a curated record. Gene Ontology annotation, cellular component: fungal-type vacuole membrane. Lineage: Eukaryota; Fungi; Ascomycota; Sordariomycetes; Hypocreales; Nectriaceae. Gene Ontology annotation, biological process: intracellular manganese ion homeostasis. The transcript has a single exon. Gene Ontology annotation, molecular function: manganese ion transmembrane transporter activity; iron ion transmembrane transporter activity. The coding region runs from base 1 to 822 and encodes 273 amino acids.
AUGACGCACAUUUCUGAUACCAGUCCCCUUCUUCCCGCUGAGCCUACUGUUGAGCGCUCAAUCUCUUACCAGAGCAGCCACACACCAUACGACACUCGUGCUCUUCAUCCUUGUCCUAGCAAACAUGAAGAAUGCCAUGUGGAUUACAGCGACAUCCUACGCGACAUCAUCAUUGGCUUCUCCGAUGGCCUCACAGUCCCUUUCGCCUUGACGGCUGGUCUCUCCAGUCUCGGAAGCGCAAAGGUUGUUAUUAUUGCUGGCCUAGCAGAGCUCUUCUCCGGUAUGAUUAGCAUGGGUCUAGGUGCCUACCUCGCAGCCGUCACAGAACGGGACGCCUACCACUCCCAAGCCUCCAAGAAGGAAUUCGCAGUCCACAACCGCCCCUCUGACGAGAGAACAGGUGUGUACGACGUACUACAAAAAUACUCCAUCUCCCGAAGCGCCGCAGCACCACUAGUCGACGAACUGUGCAAGUCCCCCAGCGAAUGGGUGCGCUUCAUGAUGGACUUUGAGCUCAAGCUUGAAGAGCCCAACGUCCACCGCGCGUGGAUCUCUGCUGUCACAAUGGGUCUGAGCUACUUCAUCGGCGGUCUUAUCCCCAUGAUUCCCUACUUUGUCAUGCCGCGCGUGCGCGAGGCUUUGUGGGUAUCGAUCGGAAUCACGGUUGCUGUCUUGUUGGUGUUUGGGUAUGUCAAGAACUAUGUUGCGAUUCGCAACCAUCGCGCGGGUGUUUGGGGAGCGGUGCAGACGCUUGUUAUUGGCAUGUUGGCCGCGGGAACGAGUUAUGCGAUCGUGAGGGGGUUGGACUCGGGAGAUGUUUGA